Caenorhabditis auriculariae is the source of this 2205-nucleotide messenger RNA. NCBI's taxonomy places the organism in Eukaryota, Metazoa, Nematoda, Chromadorea, Rhabditida, Rhabditidae. The record is from the annotation of a GenBank genome assembly.
AUGAGGGUGACAUUUCUACACCCAGACCUUGGAAUCGGCGGCGCGGAGAGGCUAGUUUCAAUUUUUAGAAAAAAACUUUUUUUUAUGGUUUCAGAUUAAUUGUCGACGCUGCUGUUGCUCUGCAGGACCGAGGGCAUACGGUAAAAGUCGUCACGAAUCAAUUCGAUACGUCGCACUGCUUCAAGGAAACCGAACAGCUGGGUCAGUUUUUUUUGUUGUUAGGAUAGUUUUCUAAUAUUUCGCGUUUUCCUUCUUCGCUUUCAGCCCUGAUCAGGUAACACCGUUUUUUUUUUCAAAGAAGAAACAAUAACAAUGAUUAAUAUUUGUUAAAUUUUGUUUUCAAAAGGUGCAAAAGGGUUUUAUACAUUUUUCUUCUAAAUAAAGGGUAGUGCAUCAAAUUAUCGUUUCAUUUCGGUAUUCAGGAUUUUGAUUUUUAUGUUUCAAUCAUGAAUAUACUACCUUUUUUAUAUAGGAAGGUUCAAGACGAAGAGUUUAUUGAGAAAAAAAAGUCGGAAAGGUACCUAGUGGUAUGAAAAAAUCGGAAAAGUCACCGUUCGAAAAUUCGCUGGCUUUUUCAUACCUCCCUAAUUCGGACCUGACCGAUGGAUCUCCAAAAUGUAGGCAUUUUGUACAUUUACAGAUAUCCAAGUGGUAAAAUGGUUUCCACGGUCAGUUCUGGGCAAAAUGAACGCCUUGUGUGCUUACAUUCGUAUGUGCCUCGCGGCUCUCUACAUCUGUAUGUUUUAUAGAAGCGACGUGAUUGUAUCUGAUCAGGUUUCGUUCAAAUUCUCCAAUCGCUUCGUCAAUUUAUCUAAUCCAGGUUUCCGCCUGCUUAUGUGUUCUUCGUAUGUUCAGCUCAGCAAAGCUAGUUUUCUAUUGCCAUUUCCCAGAUAUGCUCCUCACUAAGAGGGAAACGGUCGCAAAAUCCGCUUAUCGGUUAUCCUAUUUAAUUUUGGUACCUUUCAAACUUCCAAAAGUUGAGGUUUGUUCUGGAUUCGGUGGAAGAAUGGACGACUUCCAUGGCCGACGUCAUCUGCGUCAACAGCGAGUUCACGGCGGCGGUCGUUCGUCAGACUUUUCCUUCUUUGGCGAAUCGCCACCUCACCGGUUCCUCGAAAUGCUCUGCAGUCACUUAACUCUCGAAUUUGAAGUUGUUUACCCAUCUCUGAACACAAAUUUCUUCGAUUCCAUCGAACGCUGCGAUCUUUCCACGUUUAUUCCUCGUGGAAAACGCUACAUUUUCACUUCCUUGAACCGUUUCGAAGUCAAAAAGAACGUGAAACUCGCUUUGCAAGCGUUCGGUUAGUCGUUUCGAAUGAAUCAUCCAAAUGUUCUGUUUCAGAAGUUUUACGUAAGAGCUUGCCCUCGGAGACUUUCAAAAAGUGUCUCCUGGUCUUGGCUGGUGGAUACGACCGUUUGAACGCCGAGAACGCGCAAUACUUCGGAGCGCUGGUCGACUUGGCCCAGGAGCUCGACAUGUCCCAGGAUCAAGUUUCCUUCAUCAAGUCGCCUUGUCAGUUUCCUCCACGCGUCACUUUUCCUACUCUAUCUGGUUACAGCCGAUGAAGUGAAGGUGAAUCUUCUGAGAGGCAGCAGAGCCGUUCUCUACACACCCGACAGAGAACACUUUGGCAUCGUUCCCAUCGAGGCCAUGUACCUCGGCGCCCCCGUCAUUGCCGUCAAUUCCGGAGGUUGGGGAUCUCCGAAAAGACUUCUGAUGACUACAGCGGAAGAGAAAAUACAAAGUCAACUCUCAAAAUUUCGAUUUUAUUCAAUUUCAUAAAUGAGUUUGAUGUACACUGAAAUCCUCAGAUAAGUUUUAGACAGAGCUGACCAAAAUUUUUUCGCUCCAUUUUCUCCAUAUCUUCUGAAUAAUUGCCCUUUUUCCAAUAGUAACAAAUGCAAAACUAACUAGCUUUCUUAUGAAAAUUUUGCUUCCAUAUUAGCAUUAAGGACCGCUUGAGACUGUUUCUGAAGGUGAGACAGGUUUCCUGGUUGAUCAGACUCCGGAGGCGUUCGCAGAAAAGAUGAAGAUGUUGAUCCAAGAUGAUGUCACUUGGAGAAAAAUGUCGGAAAAGGUCUGAAAAAUUCAUUUGCUCGCGCAAUUCCUUCAGCUUUCAGGGGACGGAUCGAGUCCGCCGCUUUUUUGGCUUCGAGGCUUUUUCAAAUCGCUUCGACGAAAUUAUCAAUGGAGCAAAUUCAUAA